AUGGACGCCACUGUGUUGAGCAGUGUCUUCCAGUCAACUCUGAUUACUCAUAAUUCCUUUUCUUUGUGGAUGGCAGUCUCACGGGUGCCGACACCUCCACCUCCGGAGAUGUCAUGCCCUGUGGCAGAAAAUUGGUGUUACACACAGGUGAAAGUAGUAAAAUUCUCCUACAUCUGGACAAUAAACAAUUUUAGUUUUUGUCGAGAGGAAAUGGGAGAAGUAUUAAAAAGUUCAACAUUUUCUGCUGGAGCCAAUGAUAAAUUAAAAUGGUGUUUGCGGGUCAACCCAAAGGGAUUGGAUGAAGAAAGUAAAGAUUAUCUUUCCUUAUAUUUAUUAUUAGUUUCCUGUAACAAAAGUGAAGUCAGGGCCAAAUUUAAAUUUUCUAUUUUGAAUGCCAAACGGGAAGAAACAAAAGCAAUGGAGAGUCAAAGAGCAUACAGAUUUGUGCAGGGAAAAGACUGGGGUUUCAAGAAGUUUAUUAGGCGGGACUUUCUAAUGGAUGAAGCCAAUGGACUUUUACCUGAUGACAAGUUAACAAUAUUUUGUGAAGUCAGUGUGGUAGGAGAUACAGUAAAUGUAUCUGGUCAAAGUAAUUGUACACCUGUGAAGGUACCCGAAUGUCGGCUAAGUGAUGAUCUUGGUGGUUUGUUUGAACGAUCAUCCUUCAGUGAUGUAACGUUAUGUGUUGGAGGACGGGAAUUCCAGGCACAUAAAGCCAUAUUGGCAGCUCGUUCACCUGUAUUUAAUGCAAUGUUUGAGCAUGAGAUGGAAGAAAGGAAACAGAAUCGUGUGGAAAUCACUGAUGUUGAUCAUGAAGUGAUGCGAGAAAUGUUACGUUUCAUUUAUACUGGAAAAGCACCAAAUUUAGAGAAAAUGGCUGAUGAUCUUUUAGCAGCAGCAGACAAGUAUGCACUUGAGCGAUUGAAAGUUAUGUGUGAAGAAGCACUUUGUUCAAAUCUUACAAUAGAGAAUGUCUGUGAGAUUCUUGUCUUGGCUGAUUUGCACAGUGCUGAUCAACUGAAAACCCAUGCCAUUGAUUUCAUUAACAGUCAUGCAACAGAUGUGAUGGAGACAACUGGCUGGAAGACUCUGAUCCAGAGCCAUCCGCACUUAAUUGCAGACGCGUUCCGAGCACUGGCCAGUCAGCAGUCUCCUCCACUGGGCCCACCUCGUAAAAGAGUGAAGCAGUCCUAG
Molecule: messenger RNA, 1194 nt
Organism: Acanthosepion pharaonis
Lineage: Eukaryota; Metazoa; Mollusca; Cephalopoda; Sepiida; Sepiidae
Source: the annotation of a GenBank genome assembly